Molecule: messenger RNA, 990 nt
Organism: Aureobasidium subglaciale EXF-2481
Lineage: Eukaryota; Fungi; Ascomycota; Dothideomycetes; Dothideales; Saccotheciaceae
Exons: 3
Coding region: 1-990 (329 amino acids)
Cellular component (GO): cytoplasm
Source: RefSeq, a predicted model, not a curated record
AUGGUCAAGACACUUCCCUUUGGCUCCUCGGGCAUUGAGGUCAACAACCCUGGUUUCGGUGCCAUGGGUUUGUCUUUUGGUCUAGGUACCAACUUGACACCCGAGCAAGCCGAGCCUGUCCUUCUCAAGGCUAUUGAGCUUGGUUGCACAUUCUGGGACACUGCUGUCGUCUACGCAGCAGGCAUCAACGAACAACUCCUUGGCGACUUCAUCCGCAAGCACGACGUCCGCUCCAAAGUCUUCAUUGCCUCCAAGUGUGGUUUCGCGGUGUUUGAAAAAGCAGGCGUCACAAACUCUGCCGAACACAUCAAGAAAUACAUUGAUGGCACCAUCGAACGCCUAGGCUUUGCACCUGACCUCUACUACCUGCACCGUAUCGACCCCGACACACCUUUGGAAGAAUCCAUUCCUGCUCUGGAUGAGAUCCGCAAAGCUGGCAAGACGAAAUACAUCGGUCUUUCGGAGUGCUCGGCAAAGACUUUGAGGAAGGCUAAUAGCAUCGCGAAGAUCGAUGCUGUGCAAGCUGAAUACUCGGCUUUUGAGACUGUGCAUGAGACUGAUGGACUUAUUGAAGCUACGAGAGAGUUGGGUGUCGCUUAUGUAGCGUACAGUCCUUUGGGUCAUGGAUGGUUGGUCGAUGAUUUCCCAUUCAAGACUCCUGAUGACUUUGCUCCUGAUGAUUUCCGUCGUUCUUCUCCCAAAUUCCAGGGUGAAAACUUCUACAAGAACAGAGCUAUUGUUGAGGAAAUCAAGAAGUUGGCUGAGAAGAAGGGCUGCAGUAUCACACAGAUUGCUCUUGCCUGGGUAGCUGCUCAGGGCUUCAUCGCCAUCCCUGGUACCACCAAGUCUCACCGUCUGGAAGAAAAUUGGGCAUCCAGAGAUGUCGAAUUGAAUGAGGAAGAGAAGGCUGAGAUGAGAAAGAUUGUCGAUAGUGCAAAGCCUCAUGGAAACAGAUACAGCGAGGCUAAUCAGAAGCUGGUCGGACACUAG